Messenger RNA from Charadrius vociferus (killdeer), 447 nucleotides. RefSeq names its product family with sequence similarity 167, member B (gene FAM167B). Lineage: Eukaryota; Metazoa; Chordata; Aves; Charadriiformes; Charadriidae. The coding region runs from base 1 to 447 and encodes 148 amino acids. The transcript is spliced from 2 exons. The record is from RefSeq and is a predicted model, not a curated record.
AUGGCUGUGGUGGACUUCAUCAGUAUGGCACCGCUGCGGUGGCUUUUGUGUGGUGGCACAGGCAGGAACAGCCACGUGGGUGCAAACCCACGGGCAUCCGAGCUGACCCCGGCACAGACCCUGUGCCGACCCCGGGACUGCGUGCGUGGGCUCUGUGCCGAUCCCAGUGCCACGUGGUCCCCGCAGGAGAUGCAGGCUGUGGACCAGCGCCUGGCGCAGCAGCUGAUGCGCCUGCGGGCGCAGCUGCACCGGCUGAAGGUGGAGCAGGCCUGCCACCAGCACAAGGAGAUGCUGGACGACGCGACCUUCGGCCUCGAGGGCUGCGAGGAAGACUCGGACCUGCUCUGCAACAUCCCACCCAAAGCCGCCUUCCUGCUCUCCAUGCCGCUCAAGCACAUCGGCGUCACCCGCAUGAACAUCAACUCCCGACGGUUCUCCCUCUGCUGA